AUGCCGCCGCCGGACGUGGAUGAGCUAUCGUUUACGUUCGCUCAACUCAGGCUCCGCUCGGCACCCUCGCCUCCAACUCGACCGCUUCCACCACCGCGUCGUCCGCCUUCAGUCGUUCGCAAAGGCCUCAACGACCUUCCCUCCGAGCUUCUUCACCUCACCUGCAAUUACCUCGACAUCGUGGACCUUAAGUCCUUUAGGUUGACAAACACACGAUUCUGCGACAUUGGCAUCAGCCACCUCUUCUGCGAGGCACGUCUCUGUGCUGACCUGACGAGCUUGAAGCGCCUCGAAAAUGUCGCCACCCAUCCAGUUGCGAAGUAUGUCAAGUCGCUUGACUGCGUCGGUUACGAGAAGGACAAUGGCUUUGGAGCCGAAUUAAACAGAAUGGCAGACUUUCAAUACGGUCGAAGAUUCAUCCUUGCGGCAACUGAGGGAGCUUCUUAUGGAGACAUCAUGGUCCUAAUGCAGGCAUGGAUUAAAAAGUGUGGAUACGCUUCAGAGACUAAGGACGAACCGCCUCGCUUAUCACUUAUCUUGAAGCUUCUAGUCGCCCUUGAGUCGGUCAAAUGCUCACUUAAUCCUCCGGAUACGCCGCUAUGGACCUCAGGCACAGGGAUUCGUUGUCCCCUUGGACCCGCUUUCUAUUUCUUUAGUGGUGUAUUGAAAGCAUGCCACCUGGCUGAUGUGGCCCUGAAGACGCUAGAUGUUUCACACGUCCAUGAAACAAUCCUAUACGAGUUGGGUACUCGGCGCGCAUUGCGUGCCUUCGUCAAAUUUAUGCGGUUCCAACAGCCAGCUAGCGGAUAUGGAAUUCCGAGCAUGCUGAUGAAUCUUCCGAGCCUGAAGCUCCGUGUGUGCUCUUUCUGCUCAAGCGAUCCAGACACUCUAAGACAAGCACGCCAAAUGUUCGCCGACUCUCUCCACAAUAUGCCAAAACUCCAGAUUCUCGACCUCUCUUUUGUCGACAAGCCGGUCUUUCUAAGCAGUAUACUUGAGGAGUCUGUAUGGCCAGACCUUGAGUCGUUGUCGCUUAGCUUCGUCGGCAUCCAUGAAUCGCACUUCAUGUCUUUUCUUGAGAAGCACACACCCUCUUUAAAGGCCCUCGAGCUAGACAACAUCAUCCUCGUUGGCAGUUCCGGAAAGGCUAUACUUCGACCGCUCCGGGACUGGGUUUUGCGCAGCAAUCUAGAGUUUUUUUCUAUCACAGGAUCCCUGCAGGAGAUUGAGUCUAAGCAUGGUGUGGACGAGAAUGAGAGCGCCUUCCAACAAUAUUGCAGCCUCGCCGACUGGAAGCCGAACAGCAAUGGAAUCAACCUGGAAGUGCUGAAAUAUCUGACAUAUGGUGGAAGGGACUUGGCACACGAUGCCCAAGCGUCGCAAGUGGCACUCACAGGGGUAAAUGACGCUAUAUACGAAUCCGAUGACUAUGUAUCGGAAGAGCGUACCGUGUUCGAGGGGAUUCGUUGGCCAUGA
This is a messenger RNA of Mytilinidion resinicola, 1476 nucleotides long. RefSeq lists its product as uncharacterized. The transcript has a single exon. NCBI's taxonomy places the organism in Eukaryota, Fungi, Ascomycota, Dothideomycetes, Mytilinidiales, Mytilinidiaceae. The coding region runs from base 1 to 1476 and encodes 491 amino acids. The record is from RefSeq and is a predicted model, not a curated record.